AUGCGGAUCCGGCACUUGUCCCACCGUCUCCUGCUGUCAGCCGCAUGGGUCGUCGCGGCGCUGUGCAUCCUGCCGAUCGCCGCGGUGGCGGUGUCGGCGCUCGGCGGCAGCCUCGAGACCUGGGCGCGGCUCGCCGAAACCGUUCUCUGGCGCUACACAUGGACGACGGUGCAGCUGGUCGUGAUGGUCGGGGCAGGCACCGCGAUCAUCGGCACGGGCGCGGCAUGGCUUGUCACGGUCUGCCAGUUUCCCGGACGGCGCCUCUUCGAGGUUCUGCUGGCACUGCCGCUGGCCUUUCCGGCCUAUGUGCUGGCCUAUGCCUAUACGGAUCUGCUCGAUCAUCCCGGGGCGGUGCAGACCACGCUGCGCGCGGUGAUGGGCUGGGGUCCGCGCGACUACUGGUUUCCGGAAAUCCGUUCGGUCGGCGGCGCGGCGAUCAUGCUGAUCUGCGUGCUCUACCCUUACGUCUAUCUGCUCGCCCGCGCGGCGUUCCUGCGCCAGUCUCCGACCGCCUAUUUCGCGGCGCGCACGCUGGGCCACUCGCCCUGGAGCGCGUUUCUGCGCGUCUCCAUUCCGAUGGCCCGGCCGGCGAUUGCCGGCGGCGUCGUGCUGGCGCUGAUGGAAACGAUCGCCGAUUUCGGCACGGUGUCCCAUUUCGGCGUGCACACAUUCGCAACCGGCAUCUAUCAGGCCUGGUUCGCGAUGGGCGACCGGGCGGCGGCGGCCCAGCUCGCCUUCUGCCUGAUGAUCGUGGCGCUGUUUCUGGUCUUCAUCGAACGCAUCGAGCGCGGAGCGCGCCGGCACCAUGAAGCGGGCCGGCGGAUCGAGGCGAUCGCGCCGCACGCGCUGAAGGGCUGGCGGGCGGCGGGCGCCGUCGCCUUCUGUUCGCUGCCGGUUCUGGUCGGCUUUGCGGUCCCGGUUGCCGUUCUGUUCGAAAUGGCGGUGUCGUCCGAACAGAACCCGUUCUCUGCCCGCUAUGUCGGCUUCAUCACCAAUUCGCUGACCGUCUCUUUCGUCGCCGCGCUGGUGACGAUGGGCGGAGCGGUGAUCAUCGGCUAUCUGGUGCGGCUGAAGCCCGGCCGCGGGCCGAGUUUCAUCAAGACGGUGGCCGGCAUGGGAUACGCCAUUCCCGGCGGCGUGAUCGCGGUCGGCGUUCUGGUGCCGAUGGCCGGGUUCGACAAUGCGCUGGAUGCGUUCAUGGAAGCGCGGUUCGGCAUCUCGACCGGCCUUCUGGUGACCGGGUCGAUGGCCGUGCUGGUCUUUGCCUACAUGGUCCGCUUCAUGGCGGUGGCGCUGUCCUCGUUCGACACCGGCAUGAGCCAGAUCAAGCCCAACAUGGACGCGGUGUCUCGGACGCUGGGCGCAUCCACCGGCCGGAUGCUGGGCCGCGUGCAUCUGCCGCUGAUGAAGGCGAGCCUUCUGACCGGCUUCCUGAUCGUCUUCGUGGACGUGAUGAAGGAACUACCGGCAACCAUGAUUCUGCGGCCGUUCAAUUUCGACACGCUCGCCGUUCAGGCCUACCGGCUGGCCUCCGACGAGCGGCUGGACCAAGCCGGCGUGCCUUCGCUGAUCAUCGUCGCCUUCGGGCUCCUGCCGGUGAUCAUCAUGAUGCGUGCCAUCGCCAAGGAGCGGCCGAAGCACCAUUCGGAAGUGCCCGCCGCGCUGGCCGACCCCUAUGCGGCGCCCGAGCCGGAGGCGCAGCGGGCGGUUUGA
This is a messenger RNA of Effrenium voratum, 1713 nucleotides long. The record is from the annotation of a GenBank genome assembly. Lineage: Eukaryota; Dinophyceae; Suessiales; Symbiodiniaceae.